Toxoplasma gondii ME49 is the source of this 2059-nucleotide messenger RNA. Its product is annotated as ribonucleoside-diphosphate reductase small subunit. Bases 1 to 1176 code for a protein of 391 amino acids. The record is from RefSeq and is a predicted model, not a curated record. Gene Ontology annotation, molecular function: oxidoreductase activity. NCBI's taxonomy places the organism in Eukaryota, Apicomplexa, Conoidasida, Eucoccidiorida, Sarcocystidae. The transcript is spliced from 6 exons. Gene Ontology annotation, biological process: deoxyribonucleotide biosynthetic process.
AUGGCGCCGACGACUCCGUCCCCGUGUCUCCUGAACGACAUUGCAAGCUCGCGGUUGGGAGCCACCAAGGAAGGCGCGCAGUCGACCGCCUGGCUGACUAGCUCAGAAGUUCUCGACUCCGCCACCGAUCCGAAGAAACUUUCUGCAAUCGUCGAAAAGUACCGGACGCCGGAGCAGAAGCUCCUCAGCGAACAAAUGAAGGAGAAGGAGAAGGAGGAGCCUCUCCUCAUGGCCAACCCUCACCGCUGGGUGAUUCUGCCGAUUCAGCAUCACGCGAUUUGGGAGAUGUACAAGAAGCAGGAGGCUUCUUUUUGGACGGCGGAGGAAAUCGAUCUCGCUCAAGAUAUGACUCACUGGGAAACCCUCGGUGAAAAUGAGAAACAUUUCAUCAAAUACGUCCUCGCCUUCUUUGCUGCCAGCGACGGCAUUGUGUUGGAGAACUUGGCAGAGAAGUUCCUCACGGAGAUCCAGGUCCCCGAAGCGCGUGCGUUCUAUGGGUUCCAAAUUGCGAUGGAAAACAUCCACUCGGAGACGUACAGCCUGCUGAUCGAUCAGUACAUUCGCGACGAGGAGGAGAAACUCCAACUCUUCGACGCCGUGCACAACGUGAAGGCCGUCGCUGUGAAAGCCGCGUGGGCAGCCAUGUGGAUCAACAACCGAAACUGCUUCGCUGAGCGUUUGGUGGGUUUUGCAUGCGUGGAAGGCAUUCUCUUUAGUGGAAGCUUCUGCGCUAUUUUCUGGCUGAAGAAGCGUGGCUUGAUGCCGGGCCUCACUUUCUCAAACGAAUUGAUUUCUCGCGACGAAGGACUGCAUGCAGACUUUGCCUGUCUCCUCUACUCGCAACUGAAACACAAACUCCCGGAUAAAGUCGUCCAGGACAUGGUUCGCGAAGCUGUCACUGUCGAGAGAGCCUUCAUCUGUGAAGCUCUGCCCGUCGAUCUGAUUGGCAUGAACAACCGCUCGAUGGCACAGUACAUUGAAUUUGUCGCGGAUCGUCUGCUGACUUCUCUGGGAGUUCCGAAGAUCUUCUUCGCGACGAAUCCGUUCGACUGGAUGGAGUUGAUUUCUCUCCAAGGAAAGACGAAUUUCUUCGAGAAACGCGUUGGCGAGUACCAAAAGGCGGGGGUCAUGGCUGACAAGGACCAGCAGAAAUUCGUGCUCGACGCGGAUUUCUGAUCGUAGAGGAUCUGCGGCGGCGCGGGACUGCCUAGGAUCCUGUGCAGGACUGCUUCCGCGAUGAACUGCAUGCGACGCAUUUGUUCAUGUUUGCUGCGUACUACACCUCGCCGGUGGACUGCUUGAGAAGCGCUCCGUUCGCUCAUGUUUCAGAGAAGGGAGGACGCUGUCGCAGAUCUCUCGACAGUGUGGGUGCAUGCAGCGAUUCAUACCGCAUGAGUGGAGACUAGUUGAUCUGCAGGUGACCAAGGGUUGUGAGGAGACAGGUGAUGUGUAGACGAGGCGGCGCCUGCGUUUCGCGCGACUGGAGGGGGAGGUCUACACAGGAGGGAUCGUUUUGGGAGUCGAGGAGAAAAUGUGCCUCGCGGUCUUUUGUCGUCAAAUGUAUCGAGCACCAGUGAACGUGCUCACGAACUCCUUUGGAAACUCGCGAGUUCACCGGCGGCGCGGAAUGGGCGAACUCGCGAAAACUGCACAGGAGAAAAAACAGAGGAGAGCGCGACAACGCGCAUGGCCGGUGCUGGUUGUCUUUGUGGUGACCGCAACUUUGUGGCAGCGGGGCGAACUCGCAAGCAGGUCGGAAUGCGUUCCAUCGCUGUUGCAGAGGGAACUCCGCCGGACAAAUUCCGGUGCUGUGUUCGUCGAUUCGCGUGGAAAAAGGAACGAAGAAUGGGGUCAUGGAAUUUCUCGGCCGUGUGUUCUUCCAAUGCAGAUUUCUCUCGGUGCCCCAUGCGAUUUUGAUGGGUCUGUCCGGUCUUCGUUGCUUGCGAUUUUGGCGGUCGGAUGUUUUGCGCGUCUUUGCGAGAUUGUCUGCAUUUCCGUUGCCUGUGGGAGAAGUCAGAAAACAUUGACAUUUCGGUUGUCCAUAUUCCUUUCGGGAGUC